Molecule: messenger RNA, 1635 nt
Organism: Lathyrus sativus (Indian pea)
Lineage: Eukaryota; Viridiplantae; Streptophyta; Magnoliopsida; Fabales; Fabaceae
Source: the annotation of a GenBank genome assembly
AUGAUUUUCAAAGUUUUUUCUAGUUUGAUUCUACUUGUGUUAUGUUCUUUUGCUGUGGAAGCCUUUUCUGUGAAUCAUAAUCACAAUAGUCUCAAGAAGAAUGGAUCUUCUCUUGCUGCUAUAAAAUUUCCUGAACAUCCUAGUUUCAACGUUGUUGCUUCUUCCGAGGACACUGAUUGCGGUUUCUCAAAUUCAGACAAAUUCGGAACUUCAAUGAAAUCAAAUGAAGCUUUUCUAGAUUCAAAUCCACACAAAAAAUCCGUGAAGCUUCACUUGAAACACAUAUCAAUGAGCAAUGAAAUUGAGCCAAAAAGAAAAUCAGUGAUUGAUUACACUGUAAAGGAUUUGACAAGAAUCCAAACUCUUCACACAAGGGUCAUUGAAAAGAAGAACCAAAACACAGUUUCAAGGCUGCAGAAAGCAAAUUCAAAGCAGUCUUAUAAACCAGCAGUUGCUCCGGUGGCGGCGGUGGCGCCGGAAUAUUCGACUCAGCUUGUGGCAACUUUGGGAUCCGGAGUGAGUCUUGGCUCUGGUGAGUAUUUCAUGGAUGUGUUUAUAGGUACACCACCUAAGCAUUAUUCUCUAAUACUUGAUACUGGUAGUGACCUUAAUUGGAUUCAAUGUGUUCCUUGUAUUGCUUGUUUUGAACAAACUGGUCCAUUUUAUGAUCCUAAAGAAUCUAGUUCUUUUGAGAAUAUAACCUGUCAUGAUCCUAGAUGCAAACUAGUUUCAUCACCAGAUCCACCUAGGCCUUGUAAAGAUGAGAAUCAAACCUGUCCUUAUUUCUAUUGGUACGGUGAUAGUUCGAACACAACCGGUGAUUUCGCAUUGGAAACUUUUACGGUUAAUCUCACAACUAGUGAAGGAAAUUCAGAGUUCAAACAUGUCGAAAAUGUGAUGUUCGGUUGUGGUCAUUGGAAUAGAGGACUAUUCCAUGGUGCUGCUGGUUUGUUAGGAUUAGGGAGAGGACCUUUAUCUUUUGCUUCUCAGCUUCGAUCUAUCUAUGGUCAUUCGUUUUCGUAUUGUCUCGUGGAUAGAAACAGCGAUUCGAGUGUUAGUAGCAAGUUGAUAUUCGGCGAGGAUAAGGAACUUCUUAGCCAUCCGAAUUUGAAUUUCACUUCUUUCGUUGGUGGCGAAGAGAAUUCGGUUGAUACAUUUUAUUACGUCGGGAUAAAAUCUGUCAUGGUUGAUGGCGAAGCGUUGAGUAUACCAGAAGAAACUUGGCGUUUAUCAGAAGAAGGUUCUGGUGGUACAAUAAUUGAUUCUGGAACAACUUUAACUUAUUUUGCUGAACCGGCUUAUGAGAUUAUUAAAGAAGCUUUUAUGAAGAAGAUUAAGGGUUAUGAAAUUGUUGAAGGCUUUCCUCCUCUAAAGCCAUGUUAUAAUGUUUCAGGAAUUGAGAAAAUGGAGUUACCAGAUUUUGGGAUUUUGUUCUCAGAUGGAGCAAUGUGGGAUUUUCCUGUUGAGAAUUACUUUAUACAGAUUGAAUCUGAUAUUGUUUGUUUGGCUAUUUUGGGGACUCCUAGGUCUGCUCUUUCGAUUAUUGGAAACUAUCAGCAGCAAAAUUUUCAUAUACUUUAUGAUAUGAAGAAAUCUAGACUCGGUUACGCACCGAUGAAGUGCGCUGAUGUUUAA